AUGUCUCAUCAGCCUACCGUCAACGACAAUGAUAUGAACGCUGAAAACAGUUCUCACACUCUGUAUCAACUUCUAGUCGACUGGUAUGGUACAACCCAUCUUAAUAGAUCUCUCUCGUCAACGCAACUAACAAACCAGUGGACUACAUUAUGGUUCGCCAAGCAUGAGCAGCAGAAGUUAGUAGAUCAAAAACUAAUGAAAUACCAUCCCGCUAUCGAAUAUUUCAUUGACUUUCAACCGACAACUCUAGAGGAAAAGAUGGCAAUGAUUAUACUCUACGAUCAAAUAACUCGGAAUAUAUUUCGAGGAACAGAAAGUGCUUAUAUAUACGAUGAUAUAGCUCGACGAAUUGUUUUAACCCUUGUGGAAACUAUUAAUCUUACUGGUCUACCAGUUCAAUUUCUAAUAACGAUUCUUAUUUGCUUAGUUCAUUCCGAACAAAUUGAACACCUAGAGAUCGCUCAAAGUCUAAUUCAACAAUAUUUAAUGAGGCAUCCAUCAAUUGAUUCAAAUCUUCUAGUGUCACUGCUUGGCAUAACAAAAAAUCAUUGUGACAGAAUACAAUUGUUCGGACGGAUUCCAGAAAGAAACCGCUUUAUUGGUCGACAAUCUACUGCGGCAGAGAUCUCAUUUAUGACAGCUGUGAAUACAGGAGACAUAUCUUAA
Messenger RNA from Rotaria socialis, 666 nucleotides. The record is from the annotation of a GenBank genome assembly. NCBI's taxonomy places the organism in Eukaryota, Metazoa, Rotifera, Eurotatoria, Philodinida, Philodinidae.